Messenger RNA from Coregonus sp. 'balchen', 22969 nucleotides. The record is from the annotation of a GenBank genome assembly. NCBI's taxonomy places the organism in Eukaryota, Metazoa, Chordata, Actinopteri, Salmoniformes, Salmonidae.
AUGGUCAUACUGAACGCUAUUCGAGUCCUGAGCGGGACAAGCUUGAAGUUGCGCAUCUCAUUCUGUGCUAUCAGCAGUUUCACAUUCACCGGCAGUCACAAGAGAGCCUUCACAAUGUCAGAACACUUCACUGAACAAAUAGUAUUUAACAAACCAAAGGUAAGUUGUAUUUGACGACUAAUGUAUCAGGAAAAAAGAAAGUUGCAUUAAAUUAUUCAUUAUCCUGUUUACUCUCCUUCUCAACCACUUUGUAACCAUUUAUUAAUUAUCCUAUUAUUCCUUCUCAACCUUGUCACCGUGUAGGCUGUACUUUGUUUCGGUAAUGAUAGGGUUUGACGACGCUCUUUCAUUUGUUUGAUUCUAAAAUCAAGGAAGCACGUGGUUAGAAGAAACGAAAGUAGAAAGGGAUUGUAGGCUACUAUUGCUGAACUGUUGUGCCAUCAGUGGGCUGUUCGUGUAGCCUAUUCAUUUGCACCAAUACCAAGUAAAACGUUUUAAGAAGAUCCUUACUAGAUACAUUUUCCAUUUGAUACAUUUUCUAAAGUAUUGUGUCAGUAUUUUCACACUUACUUGGGUUUUACAUAGCAUGUAAUACACUGACCAUUAGAUAACAUUUCACUGUAAUUAUGGAUGGGCAUUGGUGGUGCCGCCUCUUCCUAUAGGCAGACUAAGCGUUCUGAGCGUAGGGCCCGCGCCCGCUAGUGGGCCCCGACCCAAUUUGUUGGUAAAACAAUAAUGAUGACCUCAGUAGGGGUCUCAACAUACUGUGCAAUUUCGAAAUGUGGUAGUGCAUCAGUACUUUUCCACUUAUGUCAGUCACUCAAAGCUUUUAGAUUGCAAGGUAAGGUAGUCUAGCCAGCUAUCUAACACUUGUAGUAGGCCUAAUCAUCACCAAAUUACCAACCAGGCACGCAGGGCAUGUGCUCAGGGGCCCUGAAUUCCAGGGGGCCCCCAUUGAUUUAGUUAGUCACUCCUACACAGAUAUCAUGUGAAAAUUGCAUAAGUAAUGGAAAAAUGUGUAGAAUGGCAGGAAAUGUGCUUUAAAACUGCUAAAUGUUCUCCGCCCCAUGGUAAAUAUUUGAAUAAUUGCAGAGAUGUUGCUUUAAAACUGCAACACAGCCUUCCGACCAAAUCUCGCUUAGCACCCCCCAAAAGGCUAGAGGUGGCUCAGGGUGGUGGGAUUGGCAGGUGCAGUUACUGGUGGAGACAGAUUGAUUGAUGUGUCAAGCCCAUGAAGAUUACUGUCUAUGUUUAGAGUAUCAAAUAGACAAGGGGUGACACUGUAAUAUUAAUGGUGGACAAAGGCACUGUAAUAUUAUUGGUGGACAAAGGCACUGUAUUAUUAAUGGUGGACAAAGGCACUGUAAUAUUAUUGGUGGACAAAGGCACUGUAUUAUUAAUGGUGGACAAAGGCACUGUAAUAUUAUUGGUGGACAAAGGCACUGUAUUAUUAAUGGUGGACAAAGGCACUGUAAUAUUAAUGGUGGACAAAGGCACUGUAAUAUUAAUGGCGGACAAAGGCACUGUAAUAUUAUUGGUGGACAAAGGCACCAAAAACACCAGUAAUAAGAUAGUUUGGUGGUUAAAGCUGCUUUAUCUUUAAUCAGAAGCAGUAGGCUACUCUACUUGUUUCAAUGGGUAAGUUAAUCUCGGUUACCCAGAAGUAAAUUCUUACGCAGAAUCUGCCCACGAGAGAUUAACGGUGAGCAAGCUGCUCUUCCUGGUACCCGGACAGUGUAAUUCAAUUCACACACUGUAGCCUGUACUGCACCACCGUGUCUCCUCUAGAGGGGCAACACAAAAACAAUACAUUAUUUUAUUGUUCCAUUAUUCAGAGACAACAGUAAUGUGGUAGUAUUUGCUGUCAGAGUACCCAGCCCCAACACACAACGUACACACAACAGGCUGGGAGCAGCACAGGGUCAGCCACAGAGCAGUGACCCUGGAGCAGGUUAGGGUUUAAGUUGCCUUGAUCAAGGGCCCAUCCGCGGUAGGUGGAGAUGCAGAGUGAGUGCACGAUUGAUUUGUAUGUAUUAAGGCCAGUUAUAUACAAUUAAAAACAUUACAAUACAUUUCACAACAGAUUUCACAACACAUUGAGUGUGUGCCCUCAGGCCACUGCUCUACUACCAUAUAUCUACGACACAAAAUCCAUGUGUACGUGUGUGUGUGUAUACUCAGGACAUGAGGACAUUAGUUCAGGAGGCCAGGGGUAAUAAAGACAGAUAGUUCAGGGCCCGUGUUCAUAAAGCGUCUCAGAGUAGGAAUGCAGAUCUAGGAUCAGUUUGACCUUUUUAGAUCACUAUGUAUAACAUGGACAGGAGGGACCUGAUCCUAGAUCAGCACUCCUUGUCCGAGACACGAGAUACAGGGCCAGGUGUAAGAAAGACACUUCAGUAAAUACUGAUCCUAAGUCUUCUUCAACAUAUAGCCCCCAUAAACACCAGCAUAGAAACAAUAGUGCCCUUUGGAGUCAUGGUCCUGAGUCAUGGUCCUGAGUCAGCAGUACAUGCACGGGGGUAGGAGCUGAUAGCUGAUAACAAGAAGCAUAAUGACAGACUCCUAACCCCAACGUGUGUGUGUGUGUGUGUGUGUGUGUGUGUGUGUGUGUGUGUGUGUGUGUGUGUGUGUGUGUGGGCGUGUGUGUGGGCGUGUGCGUGUAUUUCAUUUUAUUACACUGACUGUGACAAAGGCUGAAUGAAUGCAGUAAUACAGGGAUGGACAACCUUGAAGAGUGACUUUGAAUGACACUGAUAACAUUUUUAUCAUCUACCAAUAAUUGAAUGUAUGGGGCGUGAUGAGCCAGGGCUCAACUAUGCAUGCAACAGAAGCAUAACUAUGUAAAGUUAUGUAAUGACUAUACAUUACACAACAGGUUGAGUCUUAAUUGUUUGUAAACUGAUACAUGCAUUUUGUGAUAAUAAUAAUAAUCAUAGCUGUUUAACGUAAACAAAAUAAGGUCGUCGUGCUGUUAUAGACACACAUUUAUAACAACAAGAACACAGAUGAUUAAUAACUGUUUUUUCCAUUACAUUUAUACCUGUUGAUAGAUAAAACUGAUUAUAUGCUUUGUAUUGGCCAUGGUUUAUAAAGUAGGAAACCACAGAAGAAUAGCCCAUGAGGAAAUGAGUUGUUACUACAAUGCCAGAAGAUCACUUCACCUGUAAACGACUAAAACAGCUGUCAUAGAUCUGAUCUGUGUAUGUAGCCUAGCAUCCAUUGAUGCUCUGUUGCGGCUCUGACGUCAUGGGCCUGUUGUUGAGAUAGUGAAUCUCUCUCUGUUUGCUUGUUUCAGUGAUAGAUGGGCCUAAACAACAGAGAAACUAUGUCUCUGUACUCUUCACUCACUAAUUAUAUUUAAACACUGUCUUCUUCAAGACUCUACACACACACUCACACAUAUACACACACACACACACACACAUGCAUGGAGGCACACACACAUAUCCAUUGUUAUCCCAAAGUGGACUGAAUAGAGAUGCAGUAACAGUCAUGUGAGACCUACACCCUGGACAUGUUUUCAGAGUCAGUGAACAAAGUGGUCGUCGACAAAGAACCUUAGCAAUGCAUUAUAGGCACUCUGUAAAGCAGAGGAAGUUGAGGGCACGUGGGAGAUAAAUGAUUGCAUCAUUCUGCCAAGUAUUGCAGACAAAUGAUGAGUGAGUGCGUGCUUCUAAUGGGUGGAUAAUGUGUAAUGUGCUGGAAAUGGAAUAAAACAUGUGUAUUGACUUAGUGAAACCUAACACAAAAUCUAAUGGCUUUGUGAGACAAGAUUAUAGCUGCUGCUGUAAGUUCAUAAAGGCAGUUCAGUGUACUUUGGUGUAGUUUUACUGGGGUGUUUAGAACACUGUGUACCUCAGAGCUCUACAUUUGAAUUUAGUAUAGCUAUGGAGUGUUUAGACAGGUUCUACUUUUUUCGAAGGAACUAAAUGUUUCACAGGAACCGAGUGUUUCCUUAAAUUCCAUAAGGUGACAUCUAGUGACAAAUAGUUGUUGUGUUCAAGCAGUUAGGGUUCAACCUGCAUGCUACUGGUUGCAAGGCAAUUAUACAGUAGACCAAUUCUGUGCCAAAGAUAACACUGUUGGAGACACAAAUAACUUUUAUUUAUGUAAACAUACUGUACGUGUGUGUCCAAGAGGUUGUGCUAGAAAAACAUAACACAGGGUCAGUCUAUACUGUACGUUCAACAUAGUUGAUUGUGGACAGUAAAUUAUACUGCAAAGUAGACUACCUUGACAUUUCCUACAAGAGCCUAAUGCUGAUAUUUGUCUUUCAAGGCCUUGGUUUCCUGUCAUACCAAUGUCAGUAGCAGGGGUCAUGUCACACCGUAAUUAUCACACUCAUGCUAAACUCGUUAUGUAAUAACCAUAACGGUAUUGCCUUCAGGAGCCAACCUGUCAGACACAUUAUGGUAAGAUGAUAAAGAUGGUUUUGAUCUUUUCAAGGAUCAUUUCUGCUGCUGUUCUUGGAAGAUUUGUUCUUAGGAAUUAAUUUAUCUAAAAUUGCCUAUAAUUUCCACAUUCUCAAUUUCAUCCAGUGUGUGCCUGGGACGGUCAAAAGAUUAUUAGAAACGAUACAUAAAAAUGCCUUCUGUUUACAAUCGAAUCCCAUGGUCAUGGGUAAUUAGUUCUAACUCAGUCUGCCCUGUAGUCAGCUGGUGUAGAGUAGCGGAGCUGGCAAGAUUUAGCACUUUCAUCUGUCAGUGUAAGUUGUGGCUAGAAAAAGGGCCAGAGCACUCAGUUGCUCUUCUUUGAACAUUCUUUGGCAUCACUGGCCUUUUCACUGACUGCACUACGUUCGGUGCCCAGUCAUACGUACUGUAUUUGAGAUAGAUGUGGUCCAGCUUCACACUACAACACAACACAAGGUGUCCUGCCUGCUCUCUCAUUUGCCAAUGUUUAGUCCAUUCAUUUAUUUUUUGCCAGAUUUGUGAGUUCAUCCAGAGAUCAUCCCUGUGGACUAAAUUACUCUAUAGGUCAUUAGGUUAAAAGUACAUUCUGUUUUUUAAAUGAUUAUUUGGUCAUAUUUUUUAUCUUCAGAUUGAGCUGCAUGUGCAUCUUGAUGGCGCUAUCCGAGUGGAGACGAUCCUAGACGUUGCCGAGUAAGUUCAUAAACCUGUUGAGUUCUUAGCAUUUUUCUUUUAGUUAAAUAAUGUGUUAAAAUUGGUUUUGCAAGUUCUCUUGAAUCAUGAAUGACCAAUUACCCUUGACAAAAGGGCUGUUAGGUUCAAGUGACAUACAUUGUUCUUUCAGUAUUUGUGUUUGGAACAUAUAGGCCUAGUUAUGGGGGUCUUUUUGAACUAGCAAUUGUCUUUAAGUCAUUCAUAUAAUUAAUUGAAAUAAUAAUAAUAAUAUAAUAAUAACUUUAUUUAUAUAGUGCUUUUCAAUACAAGUAACAAAGUGAUUCACAUAAAAUAAUCAAAUAAAAGUACUAAGAAAGAAACAAAGACAGGAGGAAGGAGAAUUUUAAAAAUAUAGCUAAUUUAAAUAAUACAUUGAAAUCAUGUAUUAAAAGCAUCUUUAUAAAAAAGUGCACUGAAUCUGCAAGCCUGAUCUCCUCUGGCAGACCAUUCCAAAGUCUAGAGGCCCUAAUGGCAAAUGCCUGAUCUCCUUUCAUUUUCAACCUAGAGAAAUGAACAUUGAACAGCUGUAGCUAAAUAUUGCUGAUUGCACUUUUAAAGCCUCUGUCUGUCCCAGGCGACGUGGGAUUACCCUGCCUGCAUGCACAGUGAAGGAGAUGACACACAUCUGUGUGGUGCAUCAGCCUGCCACCCUCACAGAGUUCCUCGGCAAGUUCGCAGAGUACAUGCACGUCAUUGCGUAAGUACCCUGAACAUAAAGAUAGAUAUGAGAUAAUUAGAUGCUGACUACUGUACUAACCACCUGAGCUUUUGGAUGUUCCCUGAUGCUGGAAGGGGGGCCCCGAGUGAAAAGGUUUGGGAGCCCCUGAUUUAGCAGAUGCUUUUAUCAUUAUCAUAGAGAGGUGUUUUCAUGAUCCUAGAUCUAUUUGUGCCAAUAGUGUAACAAUGACCAUAGGAAUUGGUAAGACAGCAUAAACAGAUCUGGGAACAAGCUAGGGAGGAGUUGCCUCAAGACCUCAAACUCAAGAGUUUUGACCAAAUGGAGUGGUCAGGCGUUAGUUUACUCACUACUGGGAGUAGAGAGAGGAGAGAGAGAGAGGAGAGGAGGGAGGGAAGAGGAGGUGAGGAGGGAGAGGGGGAGGGAGGGAGGAGCUUUUUCUCGCGUUCUGUCUUCUCGCUGAAGAGAGUUCUGUCCUUCGCUCUUCCUGCAUCCUCUACUGCUCUCUCUCUCUUCGCCCGCUAUCUACACUCGGCUCGCAUAUCGCUUCGGUAUCCUCUCUCUCCUCUCUCUCUCCUCUCUCUCUCUAGGAGGAGAGAGAGAAAAUUCAGAGCCAGACUGGACUGGAUGUUCCUUACUACUCUUUUUUUAUUUCAACGGGUAUCAUUACCAUCAACAGGUCAAAUUAAAUCACAUUUUAUUUCUCACAUGCGCCGAAUACAACAGGUGUAGACCUUACAGUGAAAUGCUUACUUACAAGCCCUAAACCAACAAUGCAGUUUUAAGAAAUAAAAUAGAAAUAAAAGUAACAAAUACUUAAAGAGCAGCAAUAAAAUAACAAUAGUGAGGCUAUAUACAGAGUCAAUGUGCGGGGGCACCGGUUAGUCGAGGUAAUUGAGGUAAUAUGUACAGUUGAAGUCGGAAGUUUACAUACACUUAGGUUGGAGUCAUUAAAACUUGUUUUUCUACCACUCCACACAUUUCUUUUUAACAAACUAUAGUUUUGGCAAGUCGGUUAGGACAUCUACUUUGUGCAUGACAAGUCCUUUUUCCAAAAAUUGUUUACAGACAGAUUAUUCACUUAUAAUUCACUGUAUCACAAUUCCAGUGGGUCAGACAUUUCCAAACGCCUGAAGGUACCAAGUUGACUGUGCCUUUAAACAGCUUGGAAAAUUCCAGAAAAUGAUGUCAUGGCUUUAGAAGCUUCUGAUAGGCUAAUUGACAUCAUUUGAGUCAAUUGGAGGUGUACCUGUGGAUGUAUUUCAAGGCCUACCUUCAAACUCAGUGCCUCUUUGCUUGACAUGAUGGGAAAAUCAAAAGAAAUCAGCCAAGACCUUGGGAGCAAUUUCCAAACGCCUGAAGGUACCACGUUCAUCUGUACAAACAAUAGUACACAAGUAUAAACACCAUGGGACCACGCAGCCGUCAUACCGCUCAGGAAGGAGACGCGUUCUGUCUCCUAGAGAUUAACGUACUUUGGUGCGAAAAGUGCAAAUCAAUCCCAGAACAACAGCAAAGGACCUUGUGAAGAUGCUGGAGGAAACAGGUACAGAAGUAUCUAUAUCCACAGUAAAACGAGUCCUAUAUCAACAUAACCUGAAAGGCCGCUCAGCAAGGAAGAAGCCACUGCUCCAAAACCGACAAAAAUAGCCGGACUACGGUUUGCAACUGCACACGGGGACAAAGAUCGUACUUUUUGGAGAAAUGUCCUCUGGUCUAAUGAAACAAAAAUAGAACUGCCAUAAUGACCAUAGUUAUGUUUGGAGGAAAAGGGGGUUGCUUGCAAGCUGAAGAACACCAUCACAACGUGAAGCACAGGGAUGGCACCAUCAUGCUGUGAGUGUGCUUUGCUGCAGGAGGGACUGGUGCACUUCACAAAAUAGAUGGCAUCAUGAGGAAGGAAAAUUAUGUGGAUAUAUUGAAGCAACAUCUCAAGACAUCGGUCAGGAAGUUAAAGCUUGGUCGCAAAAAGUUUAACAAUUUAAAGGCAAUGCUACCAAAUACUAAUUGAGUGUAGGUAAACUUCUGACCCACUUGGAAUAUGAUGAAAGAAAUAAAAGCUGAAAUAAAUCAUUCUCUCUACUAUUAUUCUGACAUUUCACAUUCUUAAAAUAAAGUGGUGAUCCUAACUGACCUAAGACAGGGAAUUUUUACUAGGAUUAAUUGUCAGGAAUUGUGAAAAACUGAGUUUAAAUGUAUUUGGCUAAGUUGUAUGUAAACUUCUGACUUCAACCGUACAUGUAGGUAGUGUUAUUAAAGUGACUAUGCAUAGAUAAUAAACCUAGAGUAGCCGCAGAGUAAAAGAGCUGUAGAACCUUUUGAGGAUCUGAGGACCCAUGACAAAUCUUUUCAGUCUCCUUAGGGGGAAUAGGUUUUGUCGUGCCCUCGUCAUGACUGUCUUGGUGUGCUUGGACCAUGUCAGUUUGUUGGUGAUGUGGACACCAAGGAACUUGAAUCUCUCAACCUGCUCCACUACAGCCCCGUCAAUGAGAAUGGGGGCGUGCUCGGUCCUCUUCUUUUUCCUGUAGUCCACAAUCAUCUCCUUUGUCUUGAUCACGUUGAGGGAGAGGUUGUUGUCCUGGCACCACACGACCAGGUCUCUGACCUCCUCCCUAUAGGCUGCCUCGUCAUUGUCGGUGAUCAGGCCUACCACUGUUUUGUCAUCGCAACCUUAAUUAUGGUGUUGGAGUCGUGCCUGGCCAUGCAGUCAUGAGUGAACAGGGAGUACAGGAGGGGACUGAGCACGCACCCCUGAGGGGCCCCUGUGUUGAGGAUCAGCGUGACGGAUGUGUUGUUACCUACCCUUACCACCUGGGGGCGGCCCGUCAGGAAGUCCAGGAUCCAGUUGCAGUGGAGGCGUUUAGUCCCAGGGUCCUUAGCUUAGUGAUGAGCUUUGAGGGCACUAUGGUGUUGAACGCUGAGCUGUAGUCAAUGAAUAGCAUUCUCACAUAGGUGUUCCUUUUGUCCAGGUGUGAAAGGGCAGUGUGGAGCGCAAUAGAGAUUGCAUCAUCUGGAUCUGUUGGGACGGUAUGCAAAUUGGAGUGGGUCUAGGGUUUCUGGGAUAAUGGUGUUGAUGUGAGCCAUGUACAGCCUUUCAAAGCAGACGUGAGUGCUACGGGUCGGUAGUCAUUUAAGCAGGUUACCUUAGUGUUCUUGGGCACAGGGCCUAUGGUGGUCUGCUUGAAACAUGUUGGUAUUACAGACUCAGACAGUGAGAUGUUGAAAAUGUGAAGACACUUGCCAGUUGGUCAGUGCAUGCUCGGAGUACACGUCCUGGUAAUCCAUCUGGCCCUGCGGCCUUGUGAAUGUUGACCUGUUUAAAGGUCUUACUCACAUCGGCUACGGAGAGCGUGAUCACACAGUCGUCCGGAACAGCUGAUGCUCUCAUGCAUGUUUCAAUGUUACUUGCUUCGAAGCGAGCAUAGAAGUAAUGUAGCUCGUUUGGUAGGCACGUGUCACUGGGCAGCUCGCGGCUGUGCUUCCCUUUGUAGUCUGUAAUAGUUUGCAAGCCCUGCCACAUCCGACGAGUGUCGGAGCCGGUGUAGUACGAUUCGAUCUUUGUCCUGUAUUGACGCUUUGCCUGUUUGAUGGUUCGUCGGAGGGCAUAGCAGGGAUUUCUUAUAAGCUUCCGGGUUAGAGUUCCGCUCCUUGAAAGCGGCAGCUCUACCCUUUAGCUCAGUGUGGAUGUUGCCUGUAAUCCAUGGCUUCUGGUUGGGGUAUGUACAUACAGUCACUGUGGGGACGACGUUAUCGAUGCACUUAUUGAUGAAGCCAAUGACUGAUGUGGUGUACUCCUCAAUGCCAUCGGAAGAAUCCCGGAACAUAUUCCAGUCUGUGCUAGCAAAACAGUCCUGUAGCUUAGCAUCUGCUUCAUCUGACCACUUUUUAAUUGACAGAGUCACUGGUGCUUCCUGCUUUAGUUUUUGCUUGUAAGCAGGAAUCAGGAGGAUAGAAUUAUGGUCUGAUUUGCCAAAUGGAGGACGAGGGAGAGCUUUGUACGCGUCUCUGUGUGUGGAGUAAAGGUGGUCUAGAGUUUUUCUUUCCCUUUGGUUGCACAUUUAACAUGCUGGUAGAAAUGAGGUAAAACUGAUUUAUGUUUCCCUGCAUUAAAGUCCCUGCCACUAGGAGCGCCGCCUCUGGGUGAGCGUUUUCCUGUUUGCUUAUGGCCGUAUACAGUUCAUUGAGUGCGGUCUUAGUGCCAGCAUCGGUUUGUGGUGGUAAAUAGACAUGGUUAGUACUAAAUAUAGAUGAAAACUCUCUUGGUAGAUAGUGUGGUCUACAGCUUAUCAUGAGAUACUCUACCUCAGGCAAGCAAAACCUCGAGACUUCCUUAGAUAUCGUGCACCAGCUGUUGUUUACAAAUAUACAUAGACCGCCACCCCUUGUCUUACCAGAGGCUGCUGUUCUAUCCUGCCGAUACAGUGUAUACCCCACCAGCUGUAUGUUAUUCAUGUCGUCGUUCAGCCACGACUCUGUGAAACAUAAGAUAUUACAGUUUUUAAUGUCCCGUCGGUAGGAUAUACGUGCUUGUAGUUCGUACACUUUUUUAUCAAGCGAUUGUACGUUGGCCAAUAGUAUCGAUUGCAAAGGCAGAUUAGCCACUCAUCGCCGGCACCUUACCAGGCACCCCGAUCUCCUUCCGCAAUAUCUCCUUUUCUUUCUACUGUGAACGACGGGGAUGAGGGCCCUGUCGGGUGUCUGGAGCAAAUCCCCCUCGUCUGACUCAUUAAAGAAAAAUUAUUCGUCCAGUUCAAGGUGAGUAAUCGCUGUUCUGAUGUCUAGAAGCUAUUUUCAGUCAUAAGAGACGGUAGCAGCAACAUUAUGUACAAAAUAAGUUACAAACAAUGCAAAAAAUCAAACAAAAUAGCAUGGUUGGUUAAAAGCCCAUAAAACAGCAGCCAUCCCCUCCGGCGCCAUUCGUACAUGGCGUGUUAGGUGUGUCUUUCUUCCAACAGCAAUCAUAACUGUUAUCAACAGUUACAUGGUGUUGGAAGUCGAGAGUCUAUAUACUUGUAUGACGGGCAAUUAAUUGGUGUUGCUGCCAGCAAUGCAAUCAACAAGCUUUUAAAGAACACUUUAGACCAGACUUGAUGGGUCUUCUUCCUGGUUAGUGAGUGGAUGUAAUGCAGGCAGAGACAGUAUUAUGCCAGGUUUCCUCUGGUGGCCAGACUAAGGGUCAAUUACUUGAAAUGCAGAUUAUGCAGCACAGAGGAGCACGUCAUGAUGCAUGCAGGUGUACAGUGGGGGAAAAAAGUAUUUAGUCUGCCAACAAUUGUGCAAGUUCUCCCACUUAAAAAGAUGAGAGAGGCCUGUAAUUUUCAUCAUAGGUACACGUCAACUAUGACAGACAAAUUGAGAAUUUUUUUUUCCAGAAAAUCACAUUGUAGGAUUUUUAAUGAAUUUAUUUGCAAAUUAUGGUGGAAAAUAAGUAUUUGGUCACCUACAAACAAGCAAGAUUUCUGGCUCUCACAGACCUGUAACUUCUUCUUUAAGAGGCUCCUCUGUCCUCCACUCGUUACCUGUAUUAAUGGCACCUGUUUGAACUUGUUAUCAGUAUAAAAGACACCUGUCCACAACCUCAAACAGUCACACUCCAAACUCCACUAUGGCCAAGACCAAAGAGCUGUCAAAGGACACCAGAAACAACAUUGUAGACCUGCACCAGGCUGGGAAGACUGAAUCUGCAAUAGGUAAGCAGCUUGGUUUGAAGAAAUCAACUGUGGGAGCAAUUAUUAGGAAAUGGAAGACAUACAAGACCACUGAUAAUCUCCCUCGAUCUGGGGCUCCACGCAAGAUCUCACCCCGUGGGGUCAAAAUGAUCACAAGAACGGUGAGCAAAAAUCCCAGAACCACACGGGGGGACCUAGUGAAUGACCUGCAGAGAGCUGGGACCAAAGUAACAAAGCCUACCAUCAGUAACACACUACGCCGCAAGGGACUCAAAUCCUGCAGUGCCAGACAUGUCCCCCUGCUUAAGCCAGUACAUGUCCAGGCCCAUCUGAAGUUUGCUAGAGUGCAUUUGGAUGAUCCAGAAGAGGAUUGGGAGAAUGUCAUAUGGUCAGAUGAAACCAAAAUAGAACUUUUUGGUAAAAACUCAACUCGUCGUGUUUGGAGGACAAAGAAUGCAUACCUACUGUGAAGCAUGGGGGUGGAAACAUCAUGCUUUGGGGCUGUUUUUCUGCAAAUGGGACCAGGACGACUGAUCCGUGUAAAGGAAAGAAUGAAUGGGGCCAUGUAUCGUGAGAUUUUGAGUGAAAACCUCCUUCCAUCAGCAAGGGCAUUGAAGAUGAAACGUGGCUGGGUCUUUCAGCAUGACAAUGAUCCCAAACACACCGCCCGGGCAACGAAGGAGUGGCUUCGUAAGAAGCAUUUCAAGGUCCUGGAGUGGCCUAGCCAGUCUCCAGAUCUCAACCCCAUAGAAAAUCUUUGGAGGGAGUUGAAAGUCCGUGUUGCCCAGCGACAGCCCCAAAACAUCACUGCUCUAGAGGAGAUCUGCAUGGAGGAAUGGGCCAAAAUACCAGCAACAGUGUGUGAAAACCUUGUGAAGAUUUACAGAAAACGUUUGACCUGUGUCAUUGCCAACAAAGGGUAUAUAACAAAGUAUUGAGAAACUUGUGUUAUUGACCAAAUACUUAUUUUCCACCAUAAUUUGCAAAUAAAUUCAUUAAAAAUCCUACAAUGUGAUUUUCUGGAUUUUUUUUUCUCAUUUUGUCUGUCAUAGUUGACGUGUACCUAUGAUGAAAAUUACAGGCCUCUCUCAUCUUUUUAAGUGGGAGAACUUGCACAAUUGGUGGCUGACUAAAUACUUUUUUUCCCCACUGUAUCUGUGGCAACCAACUGAACUUACAGUCUAAUUGGUCGUUAUAGAUACCGUUCCCAUUACAACGCUAACUUACAUUUAACCCUAAAGCUACCAACAUAUUUCGCAUUUUUACCCCAAGAUGGUACUAUUGAAAAAAGCAACAAUCAUAGUAAAAUCUAAACUCAAAUCUCACCCACUGCUGAAACUAAACAAUGUAUUAAAAAACAAACAUUUUAUGUGAUGUUUCAGCUCCAUACCAGACUAACCAAUUUGUCAUACUUGAGUAAACGUAAAGAUACCUUAAUAGAAAAUGACUCAAGUAAAAGUGAAAGUCACCCAGUAAAAUACUACUUAAGUAAAAGUCUAAAAGUAUUUGGUUUUAAAUAUACUUAAGUAUCAAAAGUAAAUGUAAUUGCUAAAAUAUACUUAAGAAUCAAAAGUAAAAGUAUAAAUCAUUUCACAUUCCUUAUAUUAAGCAAACCAGAAGGCACGAUUUUCUUAUUUUAAUUUAUGGAUAGCCAGGGGCACACUCCAGUGAGUCCGCCAGAUCAGAAGCAGUAGGGAUGACCAGAGAUGUCCUCUUGAUAAGUACGUGAAUUGGACCAUUUUCCUGUCCUGCUAAGCAUUCGAAAUGUAACAAGUACUUUUGGGUGGCAGGGAAAAUGUAUGGAGUAAAAAGCACAUUAUUUUCUUUAGGAAUGUAGUGGAGUGAAAGUAAAAGUUGUCAAAAAUAUUAAUAGUAAAGUAAAGUACAGAUACCCCAAAAAACAACUUAAGUAGUACAAUACUUUAAAGUAUUUUUUACUUAAGUACUGUAUACCACUGCCCACAACAAGUAUGAAAAGACACAAUAAUGGUUUGCAAUAGCAGCCAGACCAGCCAGGGAAGCUGCUAGCAGGCAGUUAUGCUGAAUGAAGCAUUCUUUAGCAAGGCCUUCCCUUGAAAAGCCUUGUUGUUGAAUCUGGUGCUUCCCCCUACACGACAACAACAACAUGGGGAACUUGCUAGCUGUGUUUGGCUCAUGCAGGAUUUUUGUGUGUGUUGGUAGAUAGAUGGGCACAGCGGGGGUAACGGGGUCGGGGGGUUUGGGGGGUGAGUGUUGUGGGGAAACAACAAGCAUGCAGAGCAGGCAUUUACGUCUAGUGUAAAUGCAGGUCUUUUUUCCAAUCAUGUGAUGUGAAACAGAAACUUUGUUGUGAAGUCAAAAAGAAACAGAAAAGGAAUUGAUGCUAGGUACAUCUGUUUGACUGAGUUUGCAAACAUUUCCCACCCCUCCAACCAAAAUACCAAUUGCUCCACGGGGACUUUUACAGAAAUGUGUACCAUAAAACAGAAUGAUAUGUUCUCAAAAUACAAUAAAAUGAAAAUUACAAAUGACUAUAAUAUUCUAUUAUCCCCUGUCAGGGUUUCCCUAUAGCAGGGUUCUUCAAUUCCGGUCCUGGAGGGCCGAGACACUUCUGUUUUAUAUUUCUACCUGGUAGUUAAUUGCCCUCACCUGGUGUCCCAGGUCUGAAUUAGCCCCUGAUUAGAUGGAGAGGAUGAAAAACAGGGUGUUUCGGCCCUCCAGGACCGGAAUUGAAGAACCCUGCCCUAUAGGCAGCCCUCAGGCCAAAUGAGUAAAACAUAUAUAAUAAUGAUUUUUGUUGUUGGACAUAAAUGGCUGUAAAAUCCCCAGGAAAUCAGCUCAAUGUUAUUUUAAUUUAGGAAAUAUGUCAAAUACUAUAUCUGUUUGGGCUUCUUACGAGCAAUUUGCAGUGUAGGCCCACAAAUUAUUUCAAAUUAUGUUCCGGCCCCAGGACCAUCCACUCCGUGGCUGAAUGUAAUUGGUGGCCCCUGCCCUGUGUCAUGCCUCAAAUACUGUACACAGGCUGAUCUUACGUCCUUUACCUUCAUUAUCAUACAGGGAUCAUCAUAGUCAUUUUCUCCUGCUGACAGUCAGUCCUAUUGGCAGUAGCAGUGAAGGGCUCAUUGCCAGUCAAGUUCAAGUCAGGGGCCACAGGGAGCAUUGGUUCUGCCGUUUGGCUCUCUCUGUGACAGUAAUAGUCCUCCUGGCAUGGCGUGCUGAGGAUUUACCAUCAGAUUACCCUCCUGCCAUUCAGAGAAACAAUUCUACCAUGUAAUACCCUGUACUAACCCUGUACUAACCAUGUAAUACCCUGUACUAACCUUGUAAUACUGUGUACUAACCCUGUAAUAUCCUGUUACUAACCAUGUAAUAUCCUGUACUAACCCUGUGAUACCCUGUUACUAACCCUGUAAUACCCUGUUACUAACCCUGUAAUACCCUGUUACUAACCCUGUAAUAUCCUGUACUAACCCUGUACUAACCCUGUGAUAUCCUGUACUAACCCUGUUACUAACCCUGUAAUAACCCUGUUACUAACCCUGUAAUACCCUGUACUAACCCUGUAAUACCCUGUACUAACCCUGUUACUAACCCUGUAAUAACCCUGUUACUAACCCUGUGACUAACCCUGUAAUAUCCCUGUACUAACCCUGUGAUACCCUGUACUAACCCUGUAAUACCCUGUACUAACCCUGUAAUAUCCUGUACUAACCCUGUACUAACCCUGUGAUACCCUGUAAUACCCUGUACUAACCCUGUAAUACCCUGUACUAACCGCUGUUCAUAGAACGUUUCCUGUGUUUUUAUUUGUAACUGGAUGUGCAUAAUGUGAGAAAGAAAAUAAUUAGGGCCUUUGUUGGUGACUAAUACUUUUCAUUAGCUGCCAUAGUUGGGUAAAUAUUUAUGUUGUUUCUCUUGGUCUUCCUCUGAUUUUCUAUGACCUUUCCAGGGGCGACAGAGAGGCGAUCAAGAGGAUAGCCUAUGAGUUUGUGGAGGACAAAGCCAAAGAGGGGGUGAUCUACGUUGAAGUCAGAUACAGCCCACACUACCUGGCUAACACUGACGUAGAACCCAUUCCAUGGAACCAAAAAGAGUACGUGGAUGAUAUUAUAUGUUUCUGAGUCGGUAAAGUAGCUGACAGAAAAGUGUGACUUUGAAACAUACUGUAAGUGUGAUUGAUGUCACUUUACUAUAUGGACAUGCGCAAUACAGUUCUUUGAGUUACGUGUGCUCUCCGAUUGCAGAGUCUUGUAUUGUUCAUGUAGGUAUCUGUUCUUAGAGAUCAAACAUAAAAUGUAACAUAGCAAUGCAUUGAAGAGUUCUCUGUGUGUUGAUUUCACUCUCUCUCUCUCUUCCCCCAGAGGUGACCUGAGCCCAGAUGAGGUUGUUCGCUUGGUGAACCAGGGUCUGACCGAGGGAGAGAAGGCAUUCAACAUCAAAGCCAGGUCCAUUCUGUGCUGCAUGCGCCACAUGCCAAGUAAUGCCCUCACGGUCCUGUUCACGCUCCUGUCCUGUCUGUCUGGCCCAACGCAGCCCCUCCUUAUUGUCUGUAGUUCUCUGUCUGUAGUCCUCUGUCUGUAGUUCUGUCUGUAGUCCUCUGUCUGUAGCCCUCUGUCUGUAGUCCUUUUUCUGUAGUCCUCUGUCUGUAGUCCUCUUUCUGUAGUUCUGUCUGUAGUCCUCUUUCUGUAGUUCUGUCUGCAGUCCUCUUUCUGUAGUUCUGUCUGCAGUCCUCUGUCUGUAGUUCUGUCUGCAGUCCUCUGUCUGUAGUCCUCUGUCUGUAGGCCUCUUUCUGUAGUCCUUUUUCUGUAGUUCUGUCUGUAGUCCUCUUUCUGUAGUUCUGUCUGUAGUCCUCUGUCUGUAGUCCUCUUUCUGUAUUCUGUCUGUAAGUCCUCUUUCUGUAGUUCUGUCUGCAGUCCUCUUUCUGUAGUUCUGUCUGCAGUCCUCUGUCUGUAGUCCUCUGUCUGUAGGCCUCUUUCUGUAGUCCUCUUUCUGUAGUUCUGUCUGCAGUCCUCUUUCUGUAGUUCUGUCUGUAGUCCUCUGUCUGUAGUCCUCUUUCUGUAGUUCUGUCUGUAGUCCUCUUUCUGUAGUUCUGUCUGCAGUCCUCUUUCUGUAGUUCUGUCUGCAGUCCUCUGUCUGUAGUCCUCUAUCUGUAGGCCUCUUUCUGUAGUCCUUUUUCUGUAGUUCUGUCUGUAGUCCUCUUUCUGUAGUUCUGUCUGUAGUCCUCUGUCUGUAGUCCUCUUUCUGUAGUUCUGUCUGUAGUCCUCUUUCUGUAUUUUCUGUCUGCAGUCCUCUUUCUGUAGUUCUGUCUGCAGUCCUCUGUCUGUAGUCCUCUGUCUGUAGGCCUCUUUCUGUAGUCCUUUUUCUGUAGUUCUGUCUGUAGUCCUCUUUCUGUAGUUCUGUCUGUAGUCCUCUUUCUGUAGUUCUGUCUGCAGUCCUCUGUCUAUAGUCCUCUGUCUGUGAUCCUCAUCACACUAAGUUGCAGGCCAAACAUCUCCCAGUCAAAAAUACUCCCCACACUUCCUGUUUUGGGCAUCGUCUGACUGUCUCGUUUCAUUCCAUCCCCACUCAAUGAUGUUGAUCUAUAUGUGAGGAGGUGUGAUACUGUGCUUACUAUUGAGUUUUCUACUUAGCUAAUGUCACCAUUUGCUGACCCUAAUGCAGACAGUACAAAGGGGCUCUUGUUUGUGUAUUGUAUUGUAUCACUGAAUUAACAAUUGCAAGCCUCAUCUCCUAUGUUACAGCACAGAAUAGAGCCAGCAUUGUCUCUCAUACAAGAGAUAUCCCCUUAGGCAUUAGUAAAGUCAUUUGGUUGUAUGUAACUUUCUGACUUCACAGAACAUUGUAUCUGUUUUUGUUAUUACAUGCAACAAAAUGCAAGUGGCUAUUUUAGGCAAACAUUCCAGUGAACAGUUUUCUGUUGUCAGACUUUUGUAUUUUGUUUUUUGUAUUUUGUUCUGCUUUUGUUAACAUUAAGUUUGGAACUGGACAAUUUGACCUUUUCAACCAUUGCUUCCAUUAGCUUUUACUGAGAUGCUUGACAUGAUUCACAAUGUCUCUCAUUCAUGUCAGCAGAUAUUCAGAUAACCAUUAGGUCAUAGAUCUAGCAUGAAAACAUUUCACCAACAUCCUCACAAAUCAAACAUCCUGUCUCCAGGUCUUUGACCUCACUGGAUUUCUGCUGUCCUGUAAUAAAUGUGUUGUUGCGUUGCGCAGGCUGGUCCAUGGACGUGGUGCAGUUGUGUAAGAAGUAUAAGGAGGAUGGAGUGGUGGCUAUUGAUCUGGCAGGAGACGAGUCCCUCAACUGUGAGGCCUACCCAGGACACAGGAUGGCCUAUGAGGUAACUUACCACUGCCCAACUUUGAACCCUCGUGUCCAAUUCAUACUGUAUGUGCUGUAGUCAACUCUUCCAUGCAUGAUUCAUGGCAAUGAUACAAGACAAGAGGUAGCCUCAGCAGGAUAUGAGGCUAACCACUGUCCUACUGAAUGCUAUCAUGCAGCAUACCAUGCUCAGUUUAAUGGCUUAAAAGGUGGGAGAUCACCCUCCAACUUGCAGAAGAAUUUAAAAUCAAAUCAAAUUGUAUUUGUCACAUGCGCCGAAUACAAUAGGUAUAGACCUUACAGUGAAAUGCUUACUUACAAGCCCUUAACCAACAAUGCAGUUUUUAAGAAAAAGUGUAAAGUAAAACAUUGAUAAGUACAUAUUAAAAAAGAAAAAUAGAAAAAUAACAAUUAAAGAGCAGCAAUAAAAUAACAGUAGUGAGGCUAUAUACAGGGGGUACCGGUACAGAGUCAAUGUGCGGGGGCACAGGUUAGUUGAGAUAAUUGAGGUAAUAUGUACAUGUAGGUAGAGGUAAAGUGACUAUGCAUAGAUAAUAAACAGAGAGUAGCAGCAGCAUACCAGGCGGUGAUGCAAUCAGUCAGGAUGCUCUCGAUGGUGCAGCUGUAUAACUUUUUGAGGAUCUGAGGACCCAUGCCAAAUCUUUUCAGUCUCCUGAGGGGGAAUAGGCAUUGUCAUGCCCUCUUCACGACUAUCUUGGUGUGUUUGGACCAUGAUAGUUUGGUGAUGUUUGGUGAUCCUCUGUAGCUCAAUUGGUAGAGCAUGGCGCUUGUAACGCCAGGGUAGUGGGUUCGAUCCCCGGGACCACCCAUGCAUAAAAAUGUAUGCACACAUGACUGUAAGUCGCUUUGGAUAAAAUCGUCUGCUAAAUGGCAUAUUAUUUAUGUUCCACUACAGCCCCGUCGAUGAGAAUGGGGGCGUGCUCGGUCCUCUUCUUUUUCCUGUAGUUCCACAAUCAUCUCCUUUGUGUGGGGUUGUAUCGAGCGAGAAUGAAGGUGUGCUGAAAACACUAUAAAAAGUAUUCACAUUUGACACGGUUGGCUACCCCUUGUCAGAUAACAGCGUUAAAGUACAAUCAAUCUUUAUUAGGCCUAUUGCAGAACCGCAGACCUUAAAGGCCUACAAUUGGUUGAUUUUGUUUUAUAACUAGCCAAUAAUUUGCAAUAAUUUUUAUCAUUAUAACUCAUUGAUUAACUCUCUAUACAUAUGUCCAUACAUGAAGGUCGCUUUAGAAAAACAUUUGUUGGAGAGGUCUGCAAUUUCUUGUAACAGAAAACUUGCUCAAGAACAAUAAAUUAAUCAGUGAAACUAUUCACAGUGUUCCUGAUGACCAAAUUUAGACUAUUUGUCAAAAGUAUGCCUCUGUUAAGUGUUUCAACCAAAAGUUGGCAUAAGUAAUUUCAACAAGCAUUUUAGUUUGGACUGCGUAGUUUGUUCUAUCUCUGGUGGUUCCGGAUUUAAACACAGUUCCAUUAAUUCAUUCCCCCAGGAUAACAUCUGGGAACACUGUGGUAAGGUCGACCAGAGGCUGAAGUGAUAAAUGUGGACAUGUUAACAUCUGUUUAAAUGAUUAGUUUGACUAAGGCCAGUUCCAAACACUAUUAUCUUAGUAGAGUGCAACUCUGAUACUAAUACAGACAGUUAUCAUGACUGCACAAGCUCUAGAUCGGUGUCCUGGAUUCGAAGCAGGGUUUUGUCAAUGUUGGCGAGAUGCAAUUCUUACCAAUCUAGCCUUUGGCAGAAAAAGAAUGCCUACUCUUGACAGAAACAUGAGCUCUUGGAAUAAUGUUGUGACUAUGUUCAUCCAUGUAUAAUGACAUCGUUUCAAAACAAUGGAAGGUAUUUCAGUCGGGACUAAUUGUCAAAUCCAGAUGGUUCUCAUAUUAAGUUGGUGUUGAUGUGAGUGACCUUGUUGACAGGAAGCAGAGAGAUGUGGGAUCCACAGAACAGUCCAUGCUGGAGAGGUGGGCCCUGCCUCUGUGGUGAAAGAGGUGAGCUUCCCUUUCCUCAACAGCCUUUGGGGACCAUUAAAUAUGUCUAUGGCAGUUCAACUUGACCGAAGUCUUCCUCUACUUCAGCAACACAUACGUCAUUAUAACGUCUCUCACUGAACUACAUUAUCAUGUUAUAAGUGACACUGCAUUGUGAAAACAUUUCUCCCCUCCCUUUUUAUAAGAACGUAAAUACGGUAUGUAUUUCAGAUAGAAACAAGUAAACAACCGAGGACACAGAGCACACUAGUCUGUUCAUCACUAUCCAAUUUCAUGUCUCCUUGGAAUUCUUCACUAGCCUAUGUGAAUUACUUUCUAUGGAAGCCAUCUUUCUAAAAUGUCAGGGAACUAUGCAUCUAAAGACAGGGUGUUGCCAGGAAUAGCCAGUAGUUCUGCUAACAUGUGUACGUGAGAUGAUUUUGACGAAACUGCUUGAUGACCCAUAUCUCAUGUCUUCUUCAGGCUGUGGAGGUCCUGAAAGCAGAGAGAGUAGGACAUGGUUACAACACGCUGGAGGACCAAGUGCUGUACAAACAACUCCUGGAGCAGAAUAUGCAUUUUGAGGUAAGAACGUACACAUUUAUAUUCACCUGUAAUGUAAAGUAACAUUGGACUUUAUACACACAUAAUAUUACAUGAUGUAUGAUCAUACCUCAUAGAACAAGGCAAAUAUAUCCUACCAUAGAUUUAAAGAUCCUACCAUGAAUGGAGAGGCGAUAAAGGACACAGCGGAUGCUUAAACCGACUAGGAAAAACCUAAAACUGACCCUUACCUUAACCAAAUCCUUAACCCCGACCCUAACCUAAUUUUAAUACAUUCUGAAAUAAGAUAUCGGUUUGGGCAUCAGGCGUGACCAUGACUGCAUGGCCAAGCACAACUCCAAAACCAUCAUUAAGUUUGCCGACGACUCAACAGUGGUAGGCCUGAUCACCAACAACGAUGAGACAGCCUACAGGGAGGAGGUCAGAGACCUGGCCGUGUGGUGCCAGGAUAACAACCUCUCCCUCAACAUGAUCAAGACAAAGGAGAUGAUUGUGGACUACAGGAAAAGGAGGACCGAGCACGCCCCCAUUCUCAUCGACGGGGCUGUAGUGGAGCAGGUUGAGAGCUUCAAGUUCCUUGGUGUCCACAUCACCAACAAACUAUUAUGGUCCAAACACACCAAGACAGUCAUGAAGAGGGCACGACGAAGCCUAUUCCCCCUCAGGAGACUGAAAAGAUUUGCAAUGGGUCUUCAGAUCCUCAAAGAAAUUAUACAGCUGCACCAUCGAGAGCAUCCUGACUGGUUGCAUCACCGCCUGGUAUGGCAACUACUCGGCCUUCGACCGCAAGGCACUACAGAGGGUAGUGCAUACGGCCCAGUACAUCACUGGGGCCAAGCUUCCUGACAUCCAGGACCUCUAUACCAGGCGGUGUCAGAGGAAGGCCUUAAAAAUUGUCAAAGACUCCAGCCACCCUAGUCAUAGACUGUUCUCUCUGCUACCGCACGGCAAGCGGUACCGGAGCUACAAGUCUAGGUCCAAACGGCUUCUUAACAGCUUCUACCCCCAAGCCAUACGACUCCUGAACAGCUAAUAAAAUGGCUACCCGGACUAUUUGCAUUGUCCCCCCACCCCCUCUUUUUACGCUGCUGCUACUCUGUUUAUUAUCUAUGCAUAGUCACUUUACCUCUAACUACAUGUACAUAUUACCUCAAUUACCUCGACUAACCUGUGCUCCCACACAUUGACUCUGUACCGGUACCCCCUGUAUAUAGCCUCGCUACUGUAAUUUUACUGCUGCUCUUUAAUUAUUUGUUAUUUUUCUUAAAUAUUUUUUAAUUUUUACUUAUCAAUUUUUUAUUUAAGACAUAUUUUUCUUAACUGCAUUGUCGGUUAAGGGCUUGUAAGUAAGCAUUUCACUGUUGUAUUUGGCCCAUGUGACAAAUAAAAUUUGAUUUGAUUUUUGGUUAAAGCCUUUUCCUACCAUGAAGUCCUCGGCAGCUAGUGCACAGUGACCUCUGGUGGUCAAGGAGAGACAUUACACAAGUGUUGUGUCCAAAUUAAUUGCUCCUUUCGCCCAAAGGGUCUACAAGUUUACUUUCCAUCUGGAUUUUAAAGCUAAUGACUGGUAUAUGGAAACUCUCAUAUCAAUACAAUGCUUUUAAACUUGUGGGGAGUAGUGAACGUGUGCACACUUCAGGAAGAAAGAGAAAUGAUUGGGACUUACAGCCUAGAAUCUUGGCACACAAGGCUACUGUUCUGUAACAAAGGAAUGCUGUGUGAUUUCAGGUGUGUCCCAUAUCCAGCAAACUGACUGGAGCGUGUGAUCCAGACUUCACCAAGCAUCCUGUCAUCACGUAAGCAGUCUUUCACUACUCAUCAUAUUUAAUGAAUGAUACUUCUUCUGAUAAAGUUUCAACAACCCAAUACCAUAAAGAUUAUAACAGAAUUUAGGGCGGCAGGUAGCUUAGUGGUUAAGAGCGUUGUGCCAGUAACCAAAAGGUCGCUGGUUCUAAUCCCUGAGCCAACUAGGUGAAAAAUCUGUCGAUGUGCCCUUGAGCGAGGCACUUAACCCUAAUUGCUCCUGUAAGUCGCUCUGGAUAAGAGCGUCUGCUAAAUGACCCCCAAAAAAAAAAAAAAGUUUCAUUUUUGUUUGGGUUUACUUAUCCCCUCUGAAUGACGUGUGUGUAUGUAGCUUCAGAAAGGAUAAGGCCAACUACUCCCUGAACACAGACGACCCUUUGAUUUUCAACUCCACCCUGCACUUAGACUACAGCACUGCCCAGAAGUACAUGGGCUUCACCGAAGAGGAAUUCAAGAGACUGGUAAGAAAACAUUUCUGCCCUUCCCAUUUGGUUGGCAGCUCAAUACCGUUAAAUAUUUAGCCUGGUUGUUUCCCCUUGCUCUGCAAGGGUUGCGGCUUUUGUGGAGCGACGGGUAACUGUGCUUCGAGGGUGACUGUUGUCGAUGUGUGCAGAGGGUCCCUGGUUCAAGCCCAUGUAGGGGCGAGGAGAGGGACGGAAGCAACACUGUUACACCACUGGUGACAAUACUACAGUAUACUCUCCCAUGAUGGUUUAAUGAGUCUCACGCACCUCGUUUUCAGAACAUAAACUCUGCUAACUCCAGCUUCUUGCCUAAGAAGGAGAAGAAGGAUCUUGUCAACACGUUGUAUGAAGCCUAUGGAAUGGUGGAGAACACUGGCUUUUAA